This is a messenger RNA of Gaeumannomyces tritici R3-111a-1, 366 nucleotides long. RefSeq lists its product as hypothetical. The transcript has 4 exons. Gene Ontology annotation, molecular function: oxidoreductase activity. Bases 1 to 366 code for a protein of 121 amino acids. The record is from RefSeq and is a predicted model, not a curated record. Lineage: Eukaryota; Fungi; Ascomycota; Sordariomycetes; Magnaporthales; Magnaporthaceae.
AUGUGGGUUUAUAACGGGCUGAUCGCUAUUACGUACCUUUACUAUACGCACCACGACGUGCACUAUUACGAGGCCGACAGCUGGACCUUUGUUAAGGGUGCCGUCGCUACCAUCGACCGUGAUUUCGGCUUUAUCGACCGCUACAUUUUCCGUGGCAUUAUCGGCACCCACCGCAUCCCCUUCUACUACGCCGAGGACGCGACCGAGGCCAUCAAGCCGUCUUGGGCGACCUUUACCACUGCGACAACCGCAACUUUGUCACGACCCUUUAGGACACCUUCACGACGUGCAACUUCACAGUCGCUGAAGCUGCAGGACUCGCAAACACAGGUGGCCAUUUAUAGCUUUCCUCCUAGCACCGUGUGA